AUCCAGGGCAUGAAAUCAGGCCGUGGUGCCUCGUAAAUAAUCUCUGCCGCUGCAAGCGGAAAGGGAUCUACUACUACCCCCUCGGGAGUACUGAAAGCCUGUCAACCCGAGGCCCCGAUGCUGUACACUGCGCACCUCUCGGGUAGGGCGGACGGUUGGCAUCAUUGUAAUGGACACGCGUGGAAAGCGUAUCCGGACGGCAGGGCAUGAAGGCGUGACCGACAUAACUUUCCGCCUGACCUGCGGGUCGCUUCACACUUCUUUCGGUUGCAAGCCAUGUGGUAGAGGCCCAUCCAAACACGGAGGAGCUCGACGAGAUUGGUAGGUUGCUGUGCUCCUGUAUGUCACAGUGCGCGAAGUUAGGCGCGAAGUCAGGAAUGCGGCUACCUCGGCUUUGUCGUCUUCUCACUCAUGUGCAAUUCGGCAUUCCUUCUGCCAAGGAGGCCCUGUGAUCCGACCCUGCCGACGGGUGUGGCAGGAUUGUGGAUCGACCCUCACCAUGAUCUGUGUCUCUGAGAUCUCAAGAGCGGAAUCGAUUGAGGAGCACAGUAGAGAAGAGUGGCUACUGAUACACAUAAUUUACUACGAGCAAUGGCUCACAUAUGAGAAGACGGCACCAAAUUGUUGGUCGUCGAUAUGGCCGCACAGUGGAUCGGUCCUCGUCAUGAUCCUUGGUCGUCGGCUCUCGUCAUGAUCCUUUGUAAGGGUAGGGGCG
Molecule: messenger RNA, 715 nt
Organism: Acaromyces ingoldii
Lineage: Eukaryota; Fungi; Basidiomycota; Exobasidiomycetes; Exobasidiales; Cryptobasidiaceae
Exons: 1
Coding region: 170-325 (51 amino acids)
Source: RefSeq, a predicted model, not a curated record